This is a messenger RNA of Apiotrichum porosum, 1740 nucleotides long. RefSeq lists its product as uncharacterized. Gene Ontology annotation, molecular function: ATP binding; protein kinase activity. The transcript is spliced from 5 exons. Gene Ontology annotation, biological process: protein phosphorylation. Bases 1 to 1740 code for a protein of 579 amino acids. NCBI's taxonomy places the organism in Eukaryota, Fungi, Basidiomycota, Tremellomycetes, Trichosporonales, Trichosporonaceae. The record is from RefSeq and is a predicted model, not a curated record.
AUGUCAUCCCCACCUGUCCCCAUCCCGCAACCCAUCCUCGACCGCCUCUCGCACUUUUACGUCCCCCGCCUUCCCUGCACUGCCCCCAGACGCCCAUCAACUUCAGUAACUCCGCCCAUCAACGAGACUGUACCGAAGACGUUUCAGUUCAAGUUGACGCUUGUCCAUGAGGCAUUAAACACACCCUAUGUGCGAUCUUAUUUCGCGGCACUCAAGCUUUCCGAGUUGUCAGACAACGGGGCUGUAGGCUCUAGGUUCAUCUACGGUCAUCGCGCUGCGCAGAAAAAGGAGUUGGACCUAGAACUGGGUCUGACAGGUGUGUUGCUGGAGACGUACUUUGGCGCUGUCAAUGAGUGCUUGUUGGCGGAUGACCCUCGCAAUGAUGCGCACAAAUCGGACAACGUGCCCCUCGGCUGCCGGUCAUAUGGCCUCGUCGGAGGAGAUUCAUCAGGAACACCAGACAUAGACCUUUGUGAGCUCCGGAGGCUUCGCCUUGUGUUUGUGGAGGUGAAACCGGACAAUGUUGUUCCCCUCGGUGCGCUGCAGGCGAUGGACAAUCAUGUGUUAGCGGGCGCUACGUUCAAUGGUCACAUUGUCUCCCUUGCCUGGCCGACGAUCUCUGAGGAAUCGGCGUACGACAACGACAUUGAGCGGGUUUUACGUCAAUUCGCGAAGUGUGAUUCUGUCAAAUAUGUCCUCCUCACGACCGACCAAGGAGGCAGACUCUUUCGGCGCAUCCCCGAAGCGAUUCAGAUGUCCCAUUUGAUUCCUGCUCGCGGCCAAUGCUCGGCUGUGGCGCCUGUUAACAACCUUUUCACGGUCAUCCUGGCACUGGCGGUCCUCCCCGGCGCUGACCUCGCCCCCAACAUCCCAUCACUUCCGGGUCGUGUAACGCGAUCUGCCACAAACAAUCCUCAGCUUCCGCUGCCCGUCGACCAAGAGGAGAAUCAGGCGGCGACUUCCUCGCUCAUCCCAGAGGGUUUGUUGUCAUUGUCGCCCGAGGUGAAGGUAGUCGACGUGGCUCUUCCUUAUCUUCCGGAUAUCCUCGACUUCACAGUCACUGCAGCACGCGACACAUGUGAUCUCGAGUACCAUGCCGCCUUGUUUUCACGCGACCUCGAGUCCGUCCGCCUUCGUGGUCCCGUCUCGCUUUCCUCCUUGUCGCGUCUCUCGGCCUCCUCGGCCCAGCCCACCCUAGAGCCCCCUCCCAUGGUCCCCGAAGCCACGGUUACCAUCGCUGUCUCUGAGCGCAUUGGUCAAGGGGUUAUCUGGAACGCCUUCCGAGGCGAGCUAGGACCCACGCGUGAACCCGUCGUCGUCAAAAUCUGCCGUCUUGGCCCAUCAGAACUCGACAAGGACCGGCACCGCCACGUCAACGGGGAACUUGCUGUUUACGCAAGGCUGGCCGACGUAGAGGUUGUCCCGCGUAUCCAUUCCGUCUGGACGGGGGCGGCACACUUUGGAUGGGUGUAUGUGGGCGACGAACGCGUGGCGCAGGAGGAGGUGGUGUGGGCCGUGGUAAUGGAUGAUGCCGGGCGACCUGCGACCAUCGCAGAAAUUCUUGGACCUCUGCGAUCGGAAAUUCUCGCAGCUUAUGAAAGUCUGCACGGUCACGGAAUCUUGCAGAAUGAGAUUGAGCCAGACAACUGGCGUGUCGACAGAAAUGGACGCAUUCGCCUGAUCGACUUCAGCCAUGUAUCGCUGUUGUCAGCUGGCAGUGACGACAGCCGAGAGGAAUAG